Rhododendron vialii is the source of this 1239-nucleotide messenger RNA. RefSeq lists its product as uncharacterized. The transcript is spliced from 2 exons. The coding region runs from base 1 to 1239 and encodes 412 amino acids. Lineage: Eukaryota; Viridiplantae; Streptophyta; Magnoliopsida; Ericales; Ericaceae. The record is from RefSeq and is a predicted model, not a curated record.
AUGAAAAAGUUAAUCAAAUCUGGCCAUCUCAGGCCCUUGACUCCAACCCCUCUUCCUCAAAAUCCUCCUUCUAGCCAUAACCCCAACACUUUCUGCGCCUACCACCAAAUGCGUGGCCAUCUCACCAAUUCUUGCUAUCGCCUUCGUCAUGUGAUUCAAGACUUGAUCGAUGAUGGCACUGUUCAAACCCCACCUCCAUCAAAACCAAAUGUCAUCUUCAAUUCUAUGCCUAAACACAACUUUAACCUUCAUAUCAGCUACUUAGACCAAAGUGAUGUUGAUGAGCAGUAUUGGAGUUACUAUCAGGAAGGGGAGUCUGUUCCCGAUGUGCAUUGCCCACUUAAAGCUAUGCUCCCUCUAGUAAACUCAAUCUCAAACGCAGUCGAUGACCGCAUCCGCGAGUUCAACCCUUCUCUAAAUAUCGUCUCUGUGGAUCAGCCAUGUCCUAUUGUUACCGCUCCCGGUGAUGACUGUAGCAUCAUGGUUUUACAAGGUGCACCUCCUGAUGACCUUUGGGAGGUUGAUGAGAUUGUUGACGUUGGUAGGGCCUCACCACUUGCCAACCUUUGGGAUGUCGAUACGGUCACAAACGUUACUGUCGGAGAUGAGGUCUGGACUGUUAACUCAGCUUUGGUGGAUGGAGGUCUCUGGGAUGUUUCGUUUGUUACCAACCCGGGAAUACCUUUCGAGGAUGCUGCUGCUCAAGACCCUGCUUUUUGCGAGGGAUUGGCUAUGGAGGAUUUGGCAACGGAUUUAGCUCUAGGGCAAGAUGCGUCACCAACGGUAGCUUUAGUCAACAAGGGAAAGCACAAAUUGAGGGAAGUCCUCGCGGACCUUUGGGACAGCGUUGCAGAUAUCAAAGGCGUACCUUCUCUUUGGGAUGUCGCCAAUGUGCCUUCCGACAUUACUCCUGAGGCCAUGAUCGCCCUCAUACUACCACUCAUAUCAAAGCACUCUAUCACUUUCACUGAAAGAGACCUCCCUGUCGAUGGAGUUGCUCACAACCGCCUGUUGCACAUAACAGUCAAGUGUAUAGGACAUUGGGUGCCAAUUGAACUCAUCAAUAACGAUUCCGCAAUCAAUGUUUGCCCUUUGAGGGUCGCUUACCGCCUGGGUCUCACUAAAAAGGAUCUCACGUCGUCUAACUUGGCAAUCAAGGCCUACGAUAGCACACGUCGUGUGGUACAAGGAACACUAAUGCUCGAGCUCGACGCUAAGGGUUUUAAGAUGGAUGUCUAA